AGGUGAGUUGCAUUAGACGUUUACGAGUAUGACUGGUCGUGGUAAAGGCGGAAAAGGUUUGGGUAAAGGUGGGGCGAAGAGGCACAGGAAAGUUUUGCGAGAUAACAUUCAAGGAAUUACGAAGCCCGCCAUUAGGCGUUUGGCUCGUCGCGGUGGUGUGAAACGUAUAUCUGGGCUCAUUUAUGAGGAGACUCGUGGUGUGUUGAAAGUAUUUCUGGAGAAUGUUAUUCGUGAUGCUGUAACUUACACCGAGCAUGCAAAACGGAAGACCGUGACUGCAAUGGAUGUGGUUUAUGCUCUGAAGAGGCAGGGGCGUACUUUGUAUGGCUUCGGAGGUUAGAUGUGUGAUAUGAGCGCAUAACUUUGUGCGCAGCAUAAACGGUCCUUUUCA
This is a messenger RNA of Cryptotermes secundus, 391 nucleotides long. Its product is annotated as histone H4. Bases 29 to 340 code for a protein of 103 amino acids. NCBI's taxonomy places the organism in Eukaryota, Metazoa, Arthropoda, Insecta, Blattodea, Kalotermitidae. Gene Ontology annotation, molecular function: structural constituent of chromatin; protein heterodimerization activity; DNA binding. Gene Ontology annotation, cellular component: nucleosome. Gene Ontology annotation, biological process: nucleosome assembly. The record is from RefSeq and is a predicted model, not a curated record. The transcript has a single exon.